AUGUCUUACCAAGAGCAGCAGUGCAAGCAGCCCUGCCAGCCUCCUCCUGAGUGCCCACCCACAAAAGCCUUGUCCUCCCCCAAGUGCCCUGAGCCUUGUCCUCCUCCAAAGUGCCCUGAGCCUUGUCCUCCUCCAAAGUGCCCUGAGCCUUGUCCUCCUCCAAAGUGCCCUGAGCCAUGCUCCACUCAGCCAUGCCAGCAGAAAUGCCCUCCUGUGCAACCUCCUUCACCCUGCCAGCAGAAGUGCCCACCCAAGAGCAAGUGA
Messenger RNA from Arvicola amphibius (Eurasian water vole), 264 nucleotides. RefSeq names its product small proline-rich protein 2G-like. The transcript is spliced from 2 exons. Bases 1 to 264 code for a protein of 87 amino acids. NCBI's taxonomy places the organism in Eukaryota, Metazoa, Chordata, Mammalia, Rodentia, Cricetidae. Gene Ontology annotation, cellular component: cornified envelope. The record is from RefSeq and is a predicted model, not a curated record.